GACCAGAUCGCGUCUUGACAAUAUCUUCAUCGGACAUAACUGAAGCUUUUCAUAUGGCAAUGCUGCGACACUGCUUGCCCAGAUACAUUGCUGGUCUUUUAGAUCCUGGUCAGUUCUUUCGCCUGUCUUCGCUGAGGUUUGCAUCCAAGAAGGCUGGUGGGAGCAGCAAGAACCGUGGUGGGAAGAGUGCUGGCAAAAGAUACGGCAUCAAGAAGCAAGAUGGAAACUUUGUCCAUGCUGGCAACAUCCUGGCAACACAAAGGCUACUGAGGUACCACCCAGGAGCGCAUGUUGGGAUGGGAACCAAUAACACUCUAUAUGCGCUUGAAGAUGGUUGCAUCAAAUUCACCAAGGAGGUCUACAUCCCCCACCCUCGCAGUAUGGAGACGAGCCAGAUAAUCACCAAGCUUGCCAAUGGAUCUUUGCUUUACAAAACAUUCAUCAACAUUAUUCCAGUCAAGCAAGAACCCACCUUCAAACUGGUUAGCAUGGUCUAAACUCUAAACCCUCAUGUGAGGACAAAAAACAAUAGCUUCUGAUUAAAUGCCUCAAAACUGAAUUCACAUUUUACAUUGCCUCCAAAAACAUGUACUGUUAAAGAUGAACCAAAUUUUCAGAAAAGACGUCACACUCCAGCUCACUGAGCAUUUAACUUGGAUUGAUGUUUUGCAUCCAGUUAAUAAUAAUAUCCAUAAUAAUAGUAAUAAUAGCAAUGAUAAUAAUAAUACCGUUUUUUUCCGUGUAUAAUGCACCCCCAUGUAUAAUACGCACCCUAAAAAGGACAUGUUGAUGCUGGAAAAAAGCCUAUACCCAUGUAUAAUACGCACCCAAUUUUUAAAAAAAAAAUUAAAAAACAAAAUGUUAAUUUUUUUUUUUUUUUUUUUUUUUGAAGUCCCAAUGAUCGUCACACACGCAGGGAGGCAAUGGGUCCCAUUUUUAUAGUCUUUGGUAUGGUCCUAACUAGGCUGGAUGUAAUUUUUUUUGUUGGCGUUGAUUUCUCCGACUGCCCGUAAAGGCACCACCGCGAUCAGAUGAAAAGAGAGGAAAGUGGCGCGCGGACAUGUGAAAAAGGCGGCUCUGUAUGGGAGAGAUGUUGAAGAGGAAUAAAAACGCCCUUGGAAACCAAAACUUGCCCCUCAUCGUGACUCGGAGCCGCAACAAAUGUUUCGGAUUUGUGUAGGGUACAUUGUGACAGCAAACGAGCAGGUGAUCGAGCAAGCGUCUGAUACGAGAGCAUUGCGGUCGUAUGGAGCGUGUUUGAAGUGAACAGCAGAGACGAAAGGAACAAGGCAAAGUGUUGUGAAAUAAAAUAUUACCUGUAAUACGCACUUUGUUAUUUGCUGAUUGCUACUGCUAAUUAAUCUGUGAAUUGAAACUAAUAGGAAGAAAGCAACUCUCGCUCUUUAUAUAGCUGACGUGUCUUGCGCAUCCGUUCUGCGCAUGGGAUCCAUAGUGCGCAUGCGCAGUCAUACUGCCUCCGUAUGACGUCCGGUCCGCGAUGGAGAUUUAAAAACAAACAAAAUUUGACAAUAACACACCAUCAAGGAUUGCACCAUCGCAUCAAACGAUGUGUCGUCAAUUAUGAAUUUUACUGAGUAAGUGUGUUGGGCAGGAUGGCUGAAUGCGAUGCGCGAUUGACAACAAACAAGAAGAAAGGUGAUUUCAAGUUUUAUUUCGAGGGAGAUUUGUCAUGUCUCUUCCCCAGUUUUGCUAUGUGUCUAGGUUGCCAUAGUUUCUGUUGGCGUCGUCCCUCUCUUUCUGUGUCACCUCAAUCAAUGUAACGUGUUUUGUAUUUAAGUCCUGUCUGCGCCUCGCUCACCGUCGGAUCAUUGGAUGUGUUACUGUCAUGAUGUCUGUUUGGUUUCUGUUCCUGUCUUUGGUAAUGUCACCCAGUCUUUUUGUUCCACGUCUUUGUCGGUCAGUCCUGUUGUUGGUUUUGUUGUACCAUGACUUUCUUAAAAAAAAUAAUAAUAAUAAUUAAUAAAAAAAAUUUAAAUUUUAA
Syngnathus typhle (broad-nosed pipefish) is the source of this 2002-nucleotide messenger RNA. RefSeq names its product mitochondrial ribosomal protein L27 (gene mrpl27). The transcript has 4 exons. Gene Ontology annotation, biological process: translation. Lineage: Eukaryota; Metazoa; Chordata; Actinopteri; Syngnathiformes; Syngnathidae. Gene Ontology annotation, molecular function: structural constituent of ribosome. Bases 54 to 497 code for a protein of 147 amino acids. The record is from RefSeq and is a predicted model, not a curated record. Gene Ontology annotation, cellular component: mitochondrial large ribosomal subunit; ribosome.